Manis javanica (Malayan pangolin) is the source of this 3966-nucleotide messenger RNA. Lineage: Eukaryota; Metazoa; Chordata; Mammalia; Pholidota; Manidae. The record is from RefSeq and is a predicted model, not a curated record.
CCAGGUCUCCACACCUCUCUCAGCAGUUACUCCCUUUAUCUUUCCCUCUGGUCAAAACUUUUGAACGGGGCUGGCUGGAUAGCAAAGGGAGAGGGUAAACCGGGGCGCAGGUGGGAGCUGCUUCAGCACCUCGGUCAGCGCCCGCCGCAGCCCAGCCCACCGUCCUACUCGCAGACACCCAGCUCUGAGAAUGCCUGCGGAAUGAUCGCCCCCCAGGGCGGCCGCCGCUGCAGCCGCUCCCGCUGCUGCUCCAGCCACAGCCGCUGCCUCCACUCCGCUCUGACUGGCAGGCAGAAAGUGCAACUGCUAGGGGAAGGUCUGCAGUGAGUGGAGCGGCCACAUAAAAGAGAGUACAGAGGGGCAAAAACCUACAUCAGAAUGCAGGCGACGUCCAACCUACUCAAUCUCCUGCUGCUGUCUUUGCUUGCUGGAUUAAAUCCUUCCAAGACUCAGAUUAGUCCCAAAGAAGGGUGGCAAGUGUACAGCUCCGCACAGGAUCCUGACGGACGAUGCAUAUGCACAGUGGUUGCUCCAGAACAAAACCUGUGUUCCCGGGAUGCCAAAAGCAGGCAACUUCGCCAACUGCUGGAAAAGGUUCAGAACAUGUCCCAGUCUAUUGAAGUCUUAAACUUGAGAACUCAGAGAGAUUUUCAGUAUGUUCUAAAAAUGGAAACCCAAAUGAAAGGGCUGAAAACCAAGUUUCGGCAGAUUGAAGAUGAUCGAAAAACACUCAUGACCAAGCAUUUUCAAGAGCUGAAAGAGAAAAUGGACGAGCUCCUGCCCUUGAUCCCCGUGUUGGAGCAGUACAAAACAGAUGCCAAGUUAAUCACCCAGUUCAAGGAAGAAAUCCGGAAUCUGUCUGCCGUCCUCACUGGGAUUCAAGAAGAAAUCGGUGCCUAUGACUACGAGGAACUACAUCAAAGGGUGCUUAGCUUGGAAACCAGACUUCGUGACUGCAUGAAAAAGCUGACUUGUGGCAAAUUGAUGAAAAUCACAGGCCCAAUAACAGUCAAGACAUCUGGAACCCGAUUUGGUGCUUGGAUGACAGAUCCUUUAGCAUCUGAAAAAAAUAACAGAGUCUGGUACAUGGACAGUUAUACUAACAAUAAAAUUGUCCGUGAGUACAAAUCAAUUGCAGACUUUGUCAGUGGGGCUGAAUCAAGGACAUAUAACCUUCCUUUCAAAUGGGCAGGAACUAACCAUGUUGUCUACAAUGGCUCACUCUAUUUUAAUAAAUAUCAGAGUAACAUCAUCAUCAAAUAUAGCUUUGAUAUGGGGAGAGUGCUUGCCCAACGAAGCCUGGAGUAUGCUGGUUUUCACAAUGUCUACCCUUACACGUGGGGUGGAUUCUCUGACAUCGACCUAAUGGCUGAUGAAAUUGGGCUGUGGGCUGUGUAUGCAACUAACCAGAAUGCAGGCAAUAUUGUCAUCAGCCAACUUAACCAAGAUUCCUUGGAAGUGAUGAAAAGCUGGAGCACUGGCUAUCCCAAGAGAAGUGCAGGGGAAUCUUUUAUGAUCUGUGGGACACUGUAUGUCACCAAUUCCCACUUAACUGGAGCCAAGGUGUAUUAUUCCUAUUCCACCAAAACCUCCACUUAUGAGUACACGGACAUUCCCUUUCAUAACCAGUACUUUCACAUAUCUAUGCUUGACUACAAUGCAAGAGAUAGAGCUCUUUAUGCCUGGAACAAUGGGCACCAGGUCCUUUUCAAUGUUACCCUUUUCCACAUCAUUAAGACUGAGGAUGACACAUAAGCAAAUGUAAUUUGUUUUCAUUGAUCUAAACAGUAUCAUCUGUGAUAAACUCUAUAAAACCUCUUCUAUUUUUUCUUUAUUAUAACUUUUCAUCAUUUCUCCAAAGCAUUUUUUUAUUAUAAAGUUGAUGCUUCAAACAACAGCUGAGCCUAUCUAAACUAACCUGUUGGAAACACAUCUUAACUCCUAAAUUUACAAAGUCUAUCACAUCCCUGUUAUGAAGAGCACUAAAAAGAGCGUAGUGGCUAAAGUCAUAGUUUUGCAAAAGAUUAAUGAUCUGCCUUAUAUUAGAGUCAGAGACUAAUGAUGGCUUAAAUGCAUGAAUGUCUUUUUUUUUUAACUGCCAUUUUUUAAUGUCUUUUGCUUCACAUCAGUAAAUAUUUUGGUAGGAAUUAGGGAGAAAAAAACACUUCCCCCAUUUAUUUCUAAAAAAUAUUUAAGUAUUUUAUUUAUAUGAAGAAAUAAUAUCAAUUGUGUUGCUGUUAUACAAUUCUCUGAUGCGCGGUGCUGUACAGUCAUUUUUAAAUCUCUUGCUAACAUUUUAUUGGCAAUAUGUAUUUCUACCAUUGUAACCACCAUUGUGCAAUUUUAUCUCUUCACUUCUGUGAAAGUAAGUAGUAUUUUUUAUAAAAUACACUGAAGUUUAAUCUUAGUGCUUACUAUGGGUCAGUUUUCAACUGUGGUCAAGAAGGAAGUAUCUUCUCAGCUCACCCCUUUACACAAGCAUUAUAAGCUAGAAAGAAAAUCAAAACAGAUCCCUUACAUAGAGUCUUUAUUUUACCCCAAGUUUACUGGACCACACUGACACUAAAUACUAAAAUUUAUACAAUUCAUAUGAGUUACUCUGUUCACCCCACUGAAAGCAACUAUAUUGUUGCUAAGAUGCAGUUGAGUCACAAAAACUGGAUUUGAGUUGACUCCCAUUUAUAAUACAACCAAAUUUUGUUUUUCAUGAUUACAUAUGUUAGAGUUUUAACUUGUAUUUUACACAAAACAUGCAAUAAUGUAAGUCCUUCUGUCAGGAUUCUAAAUGGAUAUGAAGCACAUAUAAAAACUCUUAAAACAAAAAUUAAUGUCAUCUAGAUUCACAUUAUGAGCACUGGAGAGUUACUGGCAAGAUUUGUGUGAAAGAAAAUGAUAGGAAUACUUGGGAGUUGUCUGUGUGGUUUCAAUGUGCAAAUAACCAAUUCAGAAAACAAGAUGGAAAGGCAACCCCUUGUUACCUUGAUUAAUGUGUGUGCAGAAAUAAUGUAACCAAAAAGAAAGCUUUAAUGAUAUUUCAUUAAUAACUCCAAAAACAUAUAAUCAAUAUGUAUCAAAUAAAUCAUUGAGUUUGGAUGUACUUUCCAUAUAUUAAAAAUAUUACCUAAAGUAGUUUUACAGAAAUAGUAUGAAUUGGUUUUACAAUUUAAAAAGUGUAUCCUACAAUAAUUAAUAUAUAACUUAAAUUGUAAAUGUUUAGUUUCACAUAUGCACAAUAUUGUAAUUUCCUUUGUAAAGUAAGGAUAUAAUAAUUCAGAGCAUUGUGUGUAAAGAAAUCUUAAUACUUAAGAGUAAUUCAUUUCAUAUGUCACAAGUAAGACAUAAUUCUCAAAUAUCUCACUGUCAAAAUUGUAGACUUAAAUAACCCAAUCUUGAGAUUGUUAAAGUUUAACAAAGAUUUCCUUUUUCCUACAAAACGCAUGAUUUAAUGACCACUCUGGGUCCUUUUGCAAUGUUGUGUUCUCUUUUAAAAUGUUUAUAUUAGUUCUCCUCUGCUUUUAAGAGUUAGAAAAUUUAGGGGAUUCACUUGUCAUUGUACCUGCAUCACAAAAAUAAUCAGCUAAUAUUUUGUAUAUCAAGAGUUUGUAUGAAGAAAGUUUCAGAAAUGAAUGAAUUUUUAAGUAGAUGGCCUCUGAUAGACACAUGAGUCUUCAUUACUUUUUAUUUUAAUGUUGUAAUUUGAUAUCAUACACAUUCAAAACCUGGGUGAUAACAGCGUUUUUUGUGAGAUCUAAGGCUUGUAAAGCACUUUGUUUUCUAUGUAAGGUUUCAUCACCACAUCCAACUUACAGUGUAUUGUGCUGCUAGAGCAGGCACAGAUUUUAUUGUUAUGUAAGUGGGGAUAACAUGAGUUUAAAAAUGUGAUUUGCAUUACACAUUUACAUUUUAAAAUCAUUUUUCUUAAUAAAUUAUCAGUUUUGUGCCUGACAUAAGAACUUGCUUUAAUCA